Messenger RNA from Scedosporium apiospermum, 1566 nucleotides. RefSeq lists its product as uncharacterized. The transcript is spliced from 8 exons. Bases 1 to 1566 code for a protein of 521 amino acids. Lineage: Eukaryota; Fungi; Ascomycota; Sordariomycetes; Microascales; Microascaceae. The record is from RefSeq and is a predicted model, not a curated record.
AUGGAAGUUGCUCUCACGUUCGGCAGUCUGGGCGACAUCAUCCAGCUCUGCCAACUUGCCAUCCAACUCGGUCGCGCAGUCGGCGUAGGGUGCGGGGAAGUUAGUGAGAGCGCCAAAGAGUACCAGCAAGUCCGCAACGACCUCAACACUUUUGUUCAUAUUUUGAUGCAAGCAAGGGCCCCCCGCCCUUCUCUCGGUCUCCCCAACAAGAAAUCCACUCGGGUCGACAAUGCCACCGUACUAGCCCGAAUCGAUCAAGUCCAACAACUAGUGUCAGGAGCAUGUACCGGCCAAGAAGAACUACUUGAAUUCCUGCAAGAGCAGCGGGCAGCGAAUGAGCAGCAGACAGAAAAACAAUUACAAAGGCUUGAUGAAGUAAACCAGCAACUCGCAACCCAAGAAAAGGGAAGCCGCAAUAUUCUAGCAGUGGCUAAGGAUGCCGUACGCGGCAUCCUUGAGGUGAAAAAUCUACUUAUACAACUCUCUCAGAACGUCAUUGAUCUCCAGAUUACAGCCUCCAACUCUAUAUUCAUUCGCCUACUGGAUCCCACAAGAGAACUCCCUGUCGUAUUAGAGGACGCUCUAGGACGCCAACUUGAAAUCCCUGCUCAAUGGAUAGAUGCUCUGGAGUGGGAGGUCUUAAACGGUCUAUUAAAGGGCUAUUUUAAAGGCCAAAAGGGCCAUGAUAUGGUGCUAAGGCAAGAGUACGCCCUGGAAGAGAGCGCGUCCGGCCGGGACCUCAACACGGAAUUGCCACUUCAUCGUUGUCUGCGAAGAGGCAUGAAGAUCAAUAUGAGCAUGAUAUUCCAAACCACUGAAAUAAUCGUCGGUGCUUGUCCACGCUGUCAUACAGUAACAGACGCACAGGAAGAUGUUACCGUCCAAUGCCCUGCACCAGAUUGUGGGAUGUGGUUUCGUAUGCAAAAGCAGGUCAUCGAGGUUGCGGACUCAGAUUCCACAAUUCACAAGGGUGACGCCGGCCCUGAGUCUCCCAUUGGACAGGGAACGACGAUAGGCCCCCUCGUUGACCAGCCGGCAUUCGUGCCCGACGAUAGCGACUCGGACGACGCCGUCCCGCCCCCGAUUGCCCGGCAUGCUCGGUCACCUUCUCCAGCCGUGGCCCCUGUCCCCGAUCCAUCAAUUGAAGACCUAAGCAAGGUCCAAGUCCCGCCCGCUAUUGACCGAUGGGCCCAGAUCCGCAAGAAUGCAGCUAAGCGUGCAGCGCAGCGAAGCACAGCUCCUGUGCCAAAGCAUGACCCCGAGGAUGACACUAAUGGUAAAGAGACUAUCGAGUCUCGUGUCGCCCGUAUCAAGGCUCGCGUUGCUGAGCUUAUGGGCAAUCUGGAAGGCGUCAGUGGGCCCGAAGCCGAGACGCUCCUGGUCCACGCUAUUAGAUGUCAGGAAAGCUCGGACCAAGGCGGCCCGCCGCAAGGUCGAUCUGACCAAGUCCGCUCGAUGUCAAUGGCCGAUAUUCCCGGCGGUGGCGAAGAGGUCAUCCAGCUAGCUAAUGGAGAUGAAGAGCAAUCCUCACCACCUUCCGGUGGCAUAGACAACAUUCUGGAAUAA